Messenger RNA from Hevea brasiliensis (rubber tree), 3139 nucleotides. Its product is annotated as probable glucan 1,3-alpha-glucosidase. Gene Ontology annotation, molecular function: carbohydrate binding; alpha-glucosidase activity. Lineage: Eukaryota; Viridiplantae; Streptophyta; Magnoliopsida; Malpighiales; Euphorbiaceae. Bases 116 to 2914 code for a protein of 932 amino acids. The record is from RefSeq and is a predicted model, not a curated record. Gene Ontology annotation, biological process: carbohydrate metabolic process; N-glycan processing. The transcript has 6 exons.
GAAUUCCCCAAUGUCUCCGGCUGGUCACUGGUCAAUGAAGCCAGUGUUAAGUAGUUAACAGCAAAAUGAUCCAUUUCUAGGGCUUUUCUCUUAACUAUGAUCCUUGCCCAUUGAAAUGAAGUCCCAGAUGAGAAUUCUUUGUUUUCUUCUUCAUCUUCUUCUGGUACUUUUUCUCGCCUCGCAAACAGUACUUUCCUGGAAAAAAGACGAGUUUCGAAAUUGCAACCAAACCCCCUUCUGCAAACGCGCCCGCUCCAGGAAGCCUGGUGCGUGUUCACUAAUCGCCCAUGACGUAGCCAUCUCCGACGGUCACCUCACCGCCAAGCUUCUCCCCAAAACCCUACCAGAAUUAGAUCAAGGUCUAGAAGAUCAAAUCAAGCCUUUGAUCCUUACUCUCUCGAUCUAUCAAGAUGGCAUCAUGCGUCUCAAAAUCGAUGAGGAUCUCUCUCUGGAGCCUCCGAAAAGACGCUUCCAAGUCCCUGACGUAAUCAUCCCGGAUUUCGAGAACAAGAAGCUCUGGCUCCAGAGGGUUUCAACAGAAACGAUCGACGGGGACGCUGGUCCCUCCUCCGUCGUUUACUUAUCGGACGAGUAUGAGGCUGUCCUUCGUCAUGAUCCAUUCGAGGUUUAUGUCCGCGAGAAAAAAUCUAAUGAUCGCCGUGUGGUUUCCUUGAAUUCUCAUCAGUUGUUCGAUUUUGAGCAAUUGAGGCCUAAAAAGGAAGGGGAUGAUUGGGAGGAGAGGUUUAGGGGUCAUACAGACACGAGGCCCUACGGCCCCCAAUCCAUUAGUUUUGAUGUGUCCUUUUACGGUGCUGAUUUCGUGUCAGGGAUACCGGAGCACGCCACGAGUCUCGCCUUGAGGCCUACCAGAGGUCCUGGAGUCGACUAUUCUGAGCCUUACAGAUUGUUUAAUUUGGAUGUUUUUGAGUACUUGCAUGACUCGCCCUUUGGCCUCUAUGGGUCUAUCCCUUUCAUGAUUGCGCAUGGCAAAACCGGAAAAAGCUCUGGAUUUUUCUGGUUGAAUGCAGCCGAAAUGCAGAUUGAUGUUUUAGGAGAUGGAUGGGACGCAGAGUCUGGGAUUUCGCUGCCUUCAGGGCAGAAAAGAAUUGAUACCUUUUGGAUGAGUGAGGCUGGGAUUGUGGAUGCCUUCUUCUUUCUGGGUCCAGGCCCGAAGGAUGUUGUCAGCCAAUACACGAGUGUCACUGGAAAGCCUUCAAUGCCACAAUUAUUUGCAACUGCUUAUCAUCAAUGUAGGUGGAAUUACAGGGAUGAGGAGGAUGUUGAGAAUGUGGAUUCCAAAUUUGAUGAGCAUGAUAUUCCUUAUGAUGUUUUGUGGCUUGAUAUUGAGCACACAGAUGGUAAAAGGUACUUCACAUGGGAUCCUGUUUUGUUUCCACAUCCAGAGGAUAUGCAGAAGAAAUUGGCAGUCAAGGGAAGGCACAUGGUUACUAUUGUGGACCCUCAUGUUAAGCGGGAUGAGUCGUUUCGGCUGCAUAAACAGGCUACAGAGAAGGGUUACUAUGUGAAGGAUGCAAGUGGGAAUGAUUAUGAGGGAUGGUGCUGGCCCGGUUCAUCUUCCUACUUGGACAUGUUGAAUCCAGAGAUCAGAUCAUGGUGGGGUGACAAGUUCUCAUACAAGGAGUAUGUGGGUUCAACCCCUACAUUGUAUAUUUGGAACGAUAUGAAUGAGCCUUCAGUGUUCAAUGGCCCAGAGGUAACAAUGCCUAGAGAUAUUUUGCAUUAUGGGGGCAUAGAGCACAGGGAGUUGCAUAAUUCCUACGGCUACUUCUUCCACAUGGCAACAUCUGAUGGGCUUUUAAAGCGCGGAGAUGGGAAGAGCAGGCCCUUCGUUUUGUCAAGAGCAUUUUAUGCUGGAAGUCAAAGGUAUGGAGCUGUUUGGACUGGAGACAACACAGCAGAUUGGGAUCAAUUAAGGGUUUCAGUUCCAAUGAUUCUGACUCUAGGUCUCACUGGAAUGUCAUUCUCUGGCGCGGAUGUUGGUGGCUUCUUUGGGAAUCCAGAGCCCGAGUUACUCGUUCGCUGGUAUCAGCUUGGUGCUUACUAUCCUUUCUUUCGAGCUCAUGCUCAUCUUGACACAAAGAGAAGAGAACCUUGGCUAUUUGGGGAGCGAAAUACAGAGCUUAUCAGAGAAGCCAUACAUGUUCGUUACAUGUUGCUCCCAUAUUUCUACACAUUAUUCAGAGAAGCAAACUUUAGUGGUAUUCCUGUCAUGCGGCCUUUGUGGAUGGAGUUCCCUUCUGAUGAAGCUACUUUCAGCAAUGAUGAAGCUUUCAUGGUUGGAGGCAGUCUUUUGGUGCAAGGGAUUUACACUGAGCGAGCUAAACAUGCUUCUGUCUACUUGCCUGGGAAAGAAUCUUGGUAUGACCUCAGAACAGGAGCUGCAUUUAAGGGAGGUAGAACCCACAAGCUGGAGGUUUCAGAGGAGAGUGUUCCUGCUUUCCAAAGGGCUGGAACUAUCAUACCAAGAAAGGACCGGUAUCGUCGAAGCUCCACACAGAUGGUGAAUGAUCCUUACAGUCUGGUGAUAGCUCUAAACAGUUCUCAAUCAGCUGAAGGAGAACUUUACAUUGACGAUGGUGAAAGUUUUGAUUUCUUGCAAGGGGCAUACAUCCAUCGCCGCAUCAUGUUCUCAGAUGGCAAGCUUACUUCUGUAAACUUGGCUUCCAAUACUGAUGGCAAAUCUCAAUUUUCUUCAAGAUGCGUCAUCGAAAGAAUUAUACUACUAGGAUACUCACCUAGGCCAAAGACUGCAGUAAUUGAACCUGCAAAUCAAAAAGUUGAAAUUGAACUUGGGCCACUUCGGCUUCAAAGUGGUGCACGUGGAGCUUCUUUUGUAACCAUCCGCAAACCAGUGGUCCGAAUUGGAGAUGAUUGGACAAUAAAAAUUUUGUAAGAACCAAUCGGGAUCAUAAGAUUUUCCUUAGGAAAGAUUUUCCCGGUUAAUUACUAGGAUGUAGUCAACUAAAAGAUCGGACUUGUGUUUCACAAAUACUGGGGUCAUGCAAGGUCCAAAACGCUAUUUGAUUGCUGUUUGCUAGGAGGGACUGGGCUUCUCACAAUACCAAACAUUGACCAUAAGCGUAAUUGUAAUGGAUUAGUUAAUUGUCUGUUUUUGUUA